CCAACUCUCAUGUCACUCUCAGCCCGACUCGCGAACAACCUUUACAGGCCGGCGGCCCCGCGCGCUGGUACCAGAAAGAAGCGCACAUUCGAGUCUCACGACGACGAGGAAGAACUCCUUGCCAGGCCAUUCCGCCAAAUCCUGUCACCACCGAAGGCUGGUCCGAAGCGGAAGCGGAAGAGGUCACUGUCACCCGACUCCCCUGAUUUCGUUGACUCGGACUUGUUAGAGCGCUGGAAGACUCGUCGACGUGCACUAGAGGAUCUGGAACGCGCUGCUGCCAGUGACCAGCCAGUCGCUCGUCCGAGUGGGAUGGAUCACAGCGUCACGGUGCAAACUUUCAGUAGUUCAAGUUCCGUCCCAAGCACCGCUAACCAGUCGGUCGCCCACUCUACGACUACCGCGCCAUCGCAUACUCCCCGGCCUGCUGCCAGCGGCGACCAUCUUGGCGCGUUUCUCGCGUCAUUGAAGGCGGAGCUGAGUGCUGAGUUGAGGGCGGAAAUGAAAGGGGAGCUGAAGGCAGAGGUCAAGGCCGAGUUGAAAGAAGAAGUGAAGGCGGAGCUGAGGACUGAGUUGAAGGAGGAAGUCAAGCGGGAGUUGAAGGUUGAGUUGAAGGCGGAGGUCAAGGAGGAGCUGAAGGUUGAGCUGAAGAGAGAAGUCAAGGAGGAGCUCAAGCGGGAGGUCAAGCAGGAGUUAACGACAGAGCUCAAAGAGGAACUUAAGGAGGUGAAGAAGGAAUUGAAGACCGAACUGAAGGGGGACGUCAAGACGGAGCUGCGGAAGGAGGCGGAAGCUGACAUGCAGCGGGCGCUGCCAGCGGAGGUGAAGAAGGUGCUGGCGACCACGCGCAAGGAGAUGGAGCGGGAGGUUGCGAAGGUCGCGGAGGAGCGGGUGUUGCAAAGGGUGGGACAAGUGUUUUCGACGGGUUCACAGAUGUUUUCUGGCGCGAAAGUGGUGAAAGAGGAAAAAGAGGAGUGA
This is a messenger RNA of Mycena indigotica, 978 nucleotides long. RefSeq lists its product as uncharacterized. The transcript has 4 exons. The coding region runs from base 10 to 978 and encodes 322 amino acids. NCBI's taxonomy places the organism in Eukaryota, Fungi, Basidiomycota, Agaricomycetes, Agaricales, Mycenaceae. The record is from RefSeq and is a predicted model, not a curated record.